This is a messenger RNA of Fomitopsis serialis, 912 nucleotides long. RefSeq lists its product as uncharacterized. Bases 72 to 857 code for a protein of 261 amino acids. The transcript has a single exon. Lineage: Eukaryota; Fungi; Basidiomycota; Agaricomycetes; Polyporales; Fomitopsidaceae. The record is from RefSeq and is a predicted model, not a curated record.
CAGCGACGCGCGCGACGUAGACGUCGAACUACUCUCCCGUGCCUACCUUGGAUCGGACGGGAAGGUGCACUAUGCGCCGGGCGUUCGCGGCGGCGGACAUGGGACUGGUUCUAGGCCGAAGGGCCUUGGCAGCCGGCCCAGGGAGCUCUACGGCCGUGAGGUCAGCGAAGAGCUAUACUCCCGUGCCUACCUCGACAACGACGGGAAGGUACGCUGGGCCCCCGGCGUCCGGAAUGGCCACCGCGGUACUGGCUCCCGCCGCAAAGGCGCAGGAGACGGCUCUACGCCUAGCACGAAUCAGCCUCGACCUCACCAUGGUCCCAAGCCCAGCUCGUCGGAAAAGAAGACCAGGGAGCUUGAGACAGAGGAGCUGUUCUCUCGCGCCUACAUCGGCGCGGAUGGUAAGGUGCACCACGCACCUGGUACCCUUGGCGGCGGCCACGGAGCCGGUGCCCGCCCGCCGAAGGGAUAUGGGGCGAGGCCCAGGGAUCUUGACGGCGUCGAGGAGCUGUUCUCCCGUGCCUACCUCGGUAGCGACGGGAAGGUUCACUAUGCGCCGGGAGUGCGAGGCGGCGGACGUGGGACUGGUUCAAGGCCGAAGGGCACUGGCAGCCGGCCCAGGGAGCUGCAGGAGCGCGCGUAUAUCGGAACGGAUGGGAAGGUGCACUAUGCUCCUGGCGUGCGCCCAGGGGGACGCGGAACCGGCUCCCGCCCGAAGGGCACUGGUAGUACUCCAAGAGAACUUCUUGACCGCGAAUUCUUCUACGACUCGCUUGACCUGGAUUGAGCCCGUCGUCGGUAGAGCGCGUUUCUACGCCGUGUCGUCUGCAAAGUGUAACGUAGUACAUACAUUAUGAUUUGGCUGUCAAUGGGAUCGGUUUGUGGAUGUCUCUGAUAACAUUUGAUGCAUUG